AUGAAACUUAUAAUUUCUAGAAAGAUUUGUAGUGUUUUAUUAGUUUCCGGAUUUACAAGGUUACAAACUGCUUUUAAACUAUCCAAAAUGCAAGUAUUUACUCAAAAAAGGAACCCUAUUACUGGUAGUACUGAAUGGGAUGUUCAACAUGAAGACUACGAUUAUCAUCAGGAAAUAGCACGAUCCGCAUUCGCUGAUAUGCUUCACGAUACAGAAAGAAAUAAAAAAUACUAUAGAGCUUUGGAAUUAGCAAUCGAAAAGAUGCACAAUGCAGGAAAGAAAGCAAAUGUACUGGAUAUAGGUACUGGAACAGGUUUGCUCUCAAUAAUGGCAGCAAGAUGUGGUGCUGAUACCAUAACAGCCUGUGAAGCAUUCAAACCUAUGGCAGAAUGUUGUAUAAAGAUAUUAGAAAGAAAUGGUGUUGCUGAUAAAAUAACAGUUAUACCUAAAAGAUCUACUGAUUUGACAGUAGGUGAAGAUGGAGACCUUAAGGAAAAAGCCAAUAUAUUAGUCACUGAAGUAUUUGAUACUGAAUUAAUUGGUGAAGGUGCUUUAUCUACAUUUUCCCAUGCACACAAGUUCUUGCUUGAAGAAGACUGUAUAGUAGUUCCUGAUUCUGCAGUGAUCUAUGCCCAAGUAGUUGAAUGCCCUACUCUACAAAAGUGGAAUAAACUAAAUGACUUAGCUGAUGAGGACUUGGAAGUUAUAUUAAGGACUCCCGAAAAGAUGAAGAUGUGCGCAGGAUCAGCUGCAGUACACGACAUUCAACUAUCCCAACUGCCUCGUCAAGCUUUUAAGGAGCUUUCAGAUCAAAUUCCAGUGUUUUAUUAUGAUUGGUCUGGAAAUACACCUAUAGAUAUGAAGAAAACUGUAAAGCAGCAGUUCAAUGUGACAAAUACAGGGAAGGCACAGAUUGUGUUCAUGUGGUGGGAGCUCAAUAUGGACACUGAAGGUAAAAUAUGUCUAAGUUGCGCCCCAUGGUGGUCUCACCCAGACGCAAAGCUAUCAACAGAAAGACCUCAAAACACUAUACCAUGGCGUGAUCAUUGGAUGCAGGCAGUUUACUAUCUGCCACAGGAAUUAACCAUAAAAAAAGAUACCGAAGUAUCUUUGGUCUCAUGUCAGGACGAAUAUUCUCUAUGGUUCUACUUAGAAGAUGGAAAGACUAAGCAUAAACAUUACAAACGGCCGAUUUGUGAAUGUGGAGUUCAUAUGACGUUAUCAAGGACUCAUGUGUCUUAUUUAAACGAUGGGAAAAGGAGCAAAAAGUUUUUAGCUCAAAUUAAGGAAGAUUUAGUACAAAAUGCGGUCGUUUUGGACUUAAAUGGUAGUAGUUUUCUUGGACUAUCAGCGACCAAAAUGGGUGCUAAAUCCGUUUAUAUAUUGGAAAAUAGAUCGUUACAUUUGGGAAUUCUCAACGAUUAUAUAAAAGAAAAUGGAAUCCAGAAUGUCCAAAUAAUUCCAGAUUUAACAGAUGAAGUAUUAGAAAGUGUAACAAAUGUUAUAUGUGAUCCCAAUUUUAGUAGCGCCAUAUUGCCGUGGGAGAAUUUGAAAAUGGCGUACUUACUGUACAAAUGUGGAAGCAAACUGAAAAACAGUGUUAUAGUUAUGCCUGAAAGUUGUGAAUUUUGGGCAAUGCCUGUAGAUUUUCAAGAUUUGCACAAAAUAAGAAUACCUCUUGGCAUCUGUGAAGGAAUAGAUAUGUCUAUAUUUGAUGACCUUGUUGAGAAUUCCCGUGUAAUAAGUGAUUCGGAAAUAGAAGCGCAGCCAUUAUGGGAAUAUCCGUGCAGGAGUCGCGGCGCGCCUCGCAAGCUGCUGGAGAUCAAUAUGAGAGAUCUAAAAGCGACAUUUGCUUGUGAUGGAGUUAAUAAUAUUGUAGAUAUAGACACAGAAGAAAGUAGCUCAGUAAACGGUUUCGCGAUAUGGGCAGUGUGGGUUGUUGGAGGGAAGCAAAUAAGUGCUGGCCCCAUAGAUUAUCCAUCAGUAGGGGACUUUGUUAAUUGGGACAUGCACACUAGGCAGGCCGUUAAAAUAUUGAAAAACUCUGAAAUGGUGAGUGGAUCAGAUAAAUGGAGCUAUCAAGUUGCCUGCGAUCUGGAAAAAGGACAGUUUAAUCUAAGUAUAGACCUGGUUAAAGAG
Molecule: messenger RNA, 2139 nt
Organism: Brenthis ino (lesser marbled fritillary)
Lineage: Eukaryota; Metazoa; Arthropoda; Insecta; Lepidoptera; Nymphalidae
Source: the annotation of a GenBank genome assembly